Rotaria sp. Silwood2 is the source of this 408-nucleotide messenger RNA. The record is from the annotation of a GenBank genome assembly. Lineage: Eukaryota; Metazoa; Rotifera; Eurotatoria; Philodinida; Philodinidae.
AUGAAAACAAUGAUUGAUUCGGGCUCUGAUGAUUCGUUUAUUAGUCCAGAAGCUUUAGCCAAAAUUUCUCCUCAACCUAUUAUGCAUCCGACUAAUAAAGAUUUUCAAGCUAUGAAUGGCACACAAGUUGUCGUAUCUGGUUAUGUAAUAUUAACAAUUGCUUUUGCCAAAAACUUGUCUGAUGAAAUAAUCUAUGUAUCACUACAAACCAACAUCGAUUUACUUUUAGGACAAACAUGGAUUCAGAAACACCAGGCGAUUCUUAAUUGUAAAGAUCAAUGUGUUACUAUUAUGACUGGUAAUGGUCCAAGAUCCAUUCGAUAUAUACCAGCAUAUGACAAUAAUAGUGGCGACACAUGUCAACAAUACAACAUUCGACUAGUAAAUGAUAUUACUAUUAAAUCAUGA